CGUAUUGCGUUUCUGCCGUUUCUGGUAUCCGUUCUUUCACUUUGUGGGAGUAUCCCGUUUCCGCCAGGCUUCUGCCUACCUACAAACCGAAACGUCGGCCGAUUUCAGUUCUCUGCCACAGAGAAAAUGGCGCAGUGUGUUUCUCGUGUACCGUUAUCGAAGACCAACAGCUGCCACAGAAGACAUCGUCGUCUCUCUUGGCCGACUGGAACUCUUACGCCUCGUCCAGAAACGCCAACGAUGAAAUGAAGGCAGCGGAAUGAGUCUCGGGUUCGAUCUUGAAUCCGCCGUCCGGACAGCCAACGAAACGGUUUCGGGAACCUUCAAUGUGAAGAUGCUGAAAAAAGAGCAGAAUGGAAAUCGAAUACUCUCUUUGAACAUGAUAAAAGUGUAUGGAACCCUUUGCGUACGUGAGAAUCCAAGUUGCCUUUUCAUUGCUACAAACCGAGAUGCAGUAGGGAACAUGACUGAUCUACAAAAGUGGCCCGGUGAGGUACUGGCUGUAUGGUUGCUGCCUUGUGUUUGCACUUACUUCCUAUUGCAGAAGUAAGUGCAAACAUCUCAUUCUUAAAUCUCUGUUGAACAACUCCAGCAGUUAGGAUGAAUCGGUUCUCUGUAUGAUGCCAGUUUUAUGGCUCUAUAUUUGAAUCUUUCAUGUUUAAGCAGCUCAAGUUAUUUGGGACGAAUCGGUUGUUUUGGCAGGUUUAACAUCAUUACCUCGAAAAUGUGUAUGGUGGGUGAUAGACUGGACACUGAUAUCCUAUUUGGACAAAGCUCUGGUUGCAAAACUCUUCUUGUUCUGUCUAGUAUGUGUCGGAACUAAUGUCAGUGGAAGUCGACGGGGAUAAUUACAUUCAAGUAACGAUCAUAAGCUAGUCCGAUGAACAUUGCAGGUGUGACGACUGAAACCCUUCUGCACAAUCCAUCGAACCAUAUCAAACCAGAUUAUUACACAGCUCAAGUGUCUGACUUCAUUGGCUUUCUUGGAUCGCAAGUCAUAACUAUUUAGUUGCGGAAGACAGCUGAUGAUAAAAUUUGCGAGGAGCUUACCACCAAACUGAGGUUAGUUAUUAUAAUAUUUAAUCCUCUGUAAUGACCACAUUGAGUAUGGCCAUAAAUGAAAGUUAGUGGUGACAUUGAUCAUGAAAAUGAAAGAAGAAAACAAAGGCU
Molecule: messenger RNA, 1170 nt
Organism: Linum tenue
Lineage: Eukaryota; Viridiplantae; Streptophyta; Magnoliopsida; Malpighiales; Linaceae
Source: the annotation of a GenBank genome assembly